AUGUGGACGCCGCCUGCGCCGGAUGCUGUUCCGGCACCCGUGCAGGGCAAGAUCCGCGAUAUCCAUUCGCUGGCCAACUUUAACGAGCUGUGCCCCGAGCACAUGCACCUCGACUGGACGGUCGACUGGGACAAGAAGCGUAUCCACGGAACGGUUACGCACACCCUGCGCGUCCUCCAGGAGGGUACGACGCAUGCUACCUUUGACACGUCGUACCUCAAGAUCGGUGACGUGCUCGUCGACGGCAAGCCGGCCGAUAGCGUCGAACUGCAGCCGCGCCGCAAUGCGCUGGGCGAGCCGCUGGUGAUUGGCUUUGGUGCGCGUUCUGCGGAUGCCAAGGUCACGGUGCAGAUCGCCUACUCGACCACCGACGAGUGCACCGCGCUCGGCUGGCUGGCCAAGGAGCAGACGCACGCCAAAAAGCUUCCCUUCCUCUACUCGCAGUGCCAGGCGAUCCACGGCCGUUCGCUGCUUCCCUGCAUGGACACUCCGAGCCGCAAGGUGACGUACACGGCUUCGGUCACGUCGACCAUCCCCGUGCUCAUGUCGGCCCUGCAGAACGGCGAGCCGAAGGACGUCGAGGAGGGCGGCAAGGUGUACAAGUUCAAGCAGCCUGUCGCCAUUCCCAGCUACCUGGUCGCGAUCGUGGGUGGCGAACUGACCUUCCGCUCGCUUGGUCCCCGCACCGGUGUCUGGGCCGAGCCGCCGGAUGCCGAUGCCGUUCAGUGGGAGUUUGAGGCGGACGCCGAGCGCUUCCUGGAGCAAGCCGAGAAGCUUGUGUCGCCCUACUCGUGGACGCGCUACGACAGUGUCGUGCUCCCCCCGUCGUUCCCGUACGGUGGCAUGGAGAAUGCAAACCUCACCACGCUCACGCCGAGCCUGGUGUGUGGCGACCGCAGCGCGACCGAUGUGCUUCUGCACGAGCUGUGCCACUCGUGGAGCGGAAACCUCACCUCGUGUGUGAACUGGGAGUCGUUCUGGCUUAACGAGGGCUGGACGGUCUACCUCGAGCGCCUGCUCCUCCAAAAGGUACACGGCGAGGAGGAGGGACCUGCCCACCGUGGUUUCUCGUACAUCAUCGGUGCGCGUGGCCUAAAGGAUGCGCUGGCCGGUUUCUCCGGCACGCCUCGCUUCCAGCGCCUGAUGCCCGAGUACGAGGAGGGCGAGGACCCGGACGAUGCUUUUAGCACCAUCCCCUACGACAAGGGCUCCAACUUCCUCCUGCACUUGGAGCGCGUCGUCGGUGGUCUGGACGUGUUCGUGCCGUACGUCAAGGCGUACUUCCACGCGUUUUACAACCGCGCAGUGAGCACGGAGCAGUGGAAGGAGCACCUCUUUGCGUACUACUCGGGCAACCCCGAGAUUAUUGCCAAGCUUGAGCAGGUUGACUGGAAUGGCUGGCUCCACGGCGAGGGCCUCGACCUGCCGGUGCGCAUGGAGUACGACGACACGCUUGCGCGUGACGCCUACAAGCUUGCCGACCGCUGGGUCAAGGCUGUGGACCAAUCCAAGUCGCGCGCUGAGGUGGCCGACAAGUUUGGACCGCAAGACAUGGAGGGCUGGAAUGCGAACCAAAAGGUCGUCUUCCUCGAGGCUCUGCACAGUGAUAAGGCCUUGCCGAAGUUUGCGAUCGAGUGGCUCGACGAGGCGUACGAGCUGGCGGGCGCGGCUAACAGCGAGGUGAACCUGCGCUUCUUUGAGCUCGCGCUUGCGGCGAAGAACAGCGGUUAUGAGGAGCGCGCGGCCGAAUGGGUCUCGACGCAGGGUCGUAUGAAGUACUGCCGUGCGAUCUACAAGGCGCUCUACAAGGCGAACCCCGAGCUGGCUCGCAAGACGUUCAAGGAACACAAGAGCUUCUACCAUCCGAUUGCGGCGGCGAUGAUUACCAAGGACAUGGAGCGCACCGACGCUCCAACGAAAACGCCGAUUCUGGCUGUGGUCGGCAGCACAGGCGCAGGCAAGUCGCAGCUCGCUGUCGAGAUGGCAGAAUACGUGAAACGGUCUGGCGACGCAGAGAUUGUCUCGGCAGACAGCAUGCAGACCUACGAGGGUCUGGACGUGAUUACCAACAAGGCAGCGCCGGAGGAGAUGCGCGAUAUACCCCACCACCUCAUGAGCUUCCUCGAGCCGGGGCACGAGUACGACAUUACCCAGUUCAUGUCUGAUGCAACGCGUCUGUGCGAGGACAUGCAGCGCAAAGAGACAGUGCCGGUGCUCGUGGGCGGCACGACGUACUAUAUCCAGCACCUCCUUUUUCCUGGUCGCCUCGUCUCUGCCAGCGAGAGCGAGAUGCCGGAACAAAAGGAGAACAAAGAGCUCGAGGCAGAGGUCGCGCGCCUCCCUGAUACUCAGCGUGCUUUGUGGGAGGCACUCGAUGCGCCAAACGCCAAUGCGACGCCGCCUGUCGAGUCGCCCGAGCUCUGGGCGCUACUCAACGCUCUGGACCCCGAGAGUGCAAGCCGCUGGCACUAUCGAGACCACCGCAAGGUGUACCGUAGCCUGCGCAUCCUCAAGGACACGGGCACACGCCAGUCCGAGUGGGUGCAUGCGCAGGACGCAUCCAGCGGAGAGGAAGCGUCGCCGCCGUCGUUUGGCGAGCGCCGCCUUUUUUUCUGGGUCUGGAGCGAGCGGAGCGUGCUAUGCGAGCGCCUAGAUGCGCGUAUCGGCAAGAUGGUUGAGCGCGGUUUGCUGGACGAGAUUCGCACGCUGCGUGCGAUUGCGAGCCAGGCACGCGAUCCUGUGGACUACACGCGCGGCAUCUACCAGGCUAUCGGAUACAAAGAGUUUGAUGCCUACCUUUCGCACUGCGACGCGGGAGGCGAGGGGGAGCGAGGCAAAGCACUGUUCCACGACGCAAUUGCGCAGAUGCAGGUGGCGACGCGGCGUUAUGCCAAGCGCCAGACGUCGUGGAUCCGUAACCAGCUCUUGCCGGAAAUCCACCGCGCUCAGGAAAAAGGCGAGGAAGUGUACAUCUACGUCCUGGAUGCGAGCGACCCCUCGCAAUGGGACGACCGCGUGCACAAGCCUGCAGAGGCCAUCACACAAGCAGCGACCGAGCUGCUUGCUGGUGCGAAGCGGACGCAAGGCUCUUUGGAGCGCAACCAGAUGUACACGUGUGAUGUGUGCACGAGCGACCCCGAGCGCCCGUUCCGGGUGCGUGAGAACGAGCGGGAGAAGCACCUGCAGUCCCGCACGCACCGCUACGCGCUCAAGCGCAGGACACGUCAAACGUGGAUUGCCGAGCACAAGGAGCAUGGCGAGCAGACACGCAAAGAACGUGAGGCACAGCGCAAAGAAUCUACACAAUAG
Malassezia japonica is the source of this 3309-nucleotide messenger RNA. It is a transcript of the gene LAP2, whose product is annotated as leukotriene-A4 hydrolase. Gene Ontology annotation, biological process: tRNA processing; proteolysis. The coding region runs from base 1 to 3309 and encodes 1102 amino acids. NCBI's taxonomy places the organism in Eukaryota, Fungi, Basidiomycota, Malasseziomycetes, Malasseziales, Malasseziaceae. Gene Ontology annotation, cellular component: cytosol. Gene Ontology annotation, molecular function: metallopeptidase activity; zinc ion binding; epoxide hydrolase activity. The record is from RefSeq and is a predicted model, not a curated record. The transcript is spliced from 7 exons.